Messenger RNA from Diabrotica virgifera virgifera (western corn rootworm), 832 nucleotides. RefSeq lists its product as uncharacterized. The record is from RefSeq and is a predicted model, not a curated record. Lineage: Eukaryota; Metazoa; Arthropoda; Insecta; Coleoptera; Chrysomelidae. The transcript is spliced from 2 exons. Bases 287 to 832 code for a protein of 181 amino acids.
UUCUAUCCAACCGCGAAGUGGUGAGUUUACCGCUUUCCGGAAAACUCGCUAGCGCCACGUGAAGUUGCGGCGGCUGCCGAGAAAACUCGGAACAUUUUUCUUGCUGCAAUUUAAGUUCUCAGAAAGUUGUUUUGUCACAAGAACCUUAACGAGAUUUCCGCGGCAAAUAGUUGGUUCGUUGCGGAAAUUUCUACACGGGAAAAAGGAGUCAGUCGUUCUAAUAUAAUGUGAACAAACAGAAAGUGUAUUAUUGCAAAAAUAAACGUUUUCAAAGAACUUCUCUAAAAUGUCUGCCACCGAUUCAAAAGAACCAGCAUUUCAAAAGAAAAACUUCACAAAACUCCCUGUGCAUCAGAUAAACCCCAGUUACACAGUGCGUGUGAUGUGCUGCGUGUUUUUCAUCUUUUUAACCGAGAUUUUUCUUGCCCACUACGUAUAUCGGUUGAUAAACUCAGAAAUCCGCGAGGACUAUGUCGCGAAACACUCAUUUCACCAUCAUUUUCUGCUUGAACUACGCAGUGAAGAGUUCCGCAACGAAGUUAGGAGAAUUUUUAAGGAAUUUAGUGUGACGAAUUCUAGCCAUAGUUUGAGGAGAGAGAAAAGGAGCGUAAAACAUAGGUUGGAUUAUAAUUACUUGGGAGUGCAAGCCGAGGAGCCGCAGGUGGAGUUCUUUAAUCCGAAAACAAGGGUGCCUGGAGACGAGAAGGAUGAUGAAAACUUAAGAAAGCUCGGAAAGAAGGAAUUGACACCCAGUGGGGAUUCUUGGAUAUGGGUUACAAGCUCAAGCAGAAUACCGGUGAGUCGUCCUCAAUUAUUUAUAUUUCCGAUAUAA